AUGGCAGAUUCCAUCCUCAUAGCCAUGGACAGGGGUGGCACCUUUACGGACGUCUGGGCGUCGGUCGAGGGCAAGGAAGACUUAGUCUUCAAGCUCCUUUCCGUAGACCCGGAUCACUACAAGGAUGCUCCAACCGAAGGCGUUCGACGAGUACUAUCACACUACCUCGGGCGAGAGAUCCCCAAGACGGAGCCCUUGCCAAAAGCCCCCAUCCGCGCUAUUCGCAUGGGCACAACUGUUGCGACCAACGCUCUGCUUGAACGAAAAGGGACGCGGCACGCAUUCUUAGUGACAAGGGGCCAUAGGGAUGUCUUGGAAAUUGGCUCGCAACAACGCCCAGACAUCUUCGCCCUUGACAUCCGAAAGGCGUCCGUCUUGUAUGACACCGUCGUCGAGAUCGAUGAGCGGGUCACCUUGGAACAUUACGACGAGGCUCCAGAUCGUCUCAACGGUACCCCGAAAGCCAUCGAAGGCGAAGUUGUUAAAGGCGUAGGUGGUGAACUCAUCCGAGUGCUGGAAAGGCUCGAUGAAGAAUCGACAAGGGCAUCGCUGCAACGCCUCAAGGAUCAAGGCUACACCACAAUUGCCGUGUGCCUUGCCCACUCAUUUCUCUACUCCGACCAUGAGCGGAAAGUAGAAGAGAUUGCCAAGGGUCUCGGUUUCGAACACGUCGCCUUGUCCUCAGCGGUCGGGGCUAACAUGGUCAAGAUGGUGGCCCGAGGCGGAUCGGCUUCUGCGGAUGCAUACCUCACUCCCGAGACGCACAAGUACAUUUCGAGUUUUGCUUCCGGCUUUACAGAUGGAAAUCUCGAGGGCCUUCGGUGCGAGUUUAUGCAAAGUGACGGAGGCCUCGUCAACUACAAGGCCUUUCGAGGCAUGAAGGGUAUUCUUAGCGGACCAGCGGGUGGUCUGGUUGGGUAUGCUAGGACUUCUUAUGACGGCCAAACUCCCCUGGUUGGAUUCGACAUGGGCGGCACAUCUACCGACGUCAGUCGAUUUGGUGGCACAUUUGAUCACAUCUUUGAAAUGACUACAGCUGGAGUUACCAUCCAGAGCCCCCAGUUGGAUAUCAACACUGUUGCAGCUGGCGGCGGGAGUAUCCUCAGUUGGCAGAACGGCCUCUUCAAAGUCGGCCCUGAGAGCGCUGGUGCCCAUCCAGGUCCGGCGUCAUACCGCAAAGGCGGCCCGCUUACUAUUACAGAUGCCAAUCUUCUGCUCGGUCGGCUACUUCCUGAUUAUUUCCCCAGCAUCUUCGGUCCCACAGAGGACCAAGCCCUCGAUAUCCAAGUCGUGAGGGAAAAGUUCACCCAACUGGCUGAGGAAAUCCAAAAGGACACUGGCAGAGCCAUCUCUCCUGAAGACGUGGCAGUGGGGUUCAUCGAAGUGGCGAACGAAUCCAUGUGCAGACCAAUUCGAGCUCUCACUGAAGCCCGAGGCUUCGAAAUAACCUCUCAUAACCUCGCAGUCUUUGGUGGUGCUGGAGGUCAGCACGCCUGUGAGAUUGCAGAGAACCUGGGAAUCUCCAAGGUGAUUAUGCACAAGUAUUCGAGUCUCUUGUCAGCAUACGGGAUGGCUCUUGCUGAGGUUGUGCAAGAGGCUCAGGAGCCCUGCAACGAGUUCUUAACAGCGGAAACCAUAGCCAAGAUUAGCGCUCGCCAUCAACAUCUCCGCGACUACACAACAACCGAGCUGGUAAAACAAGGCAUCGAAAAGACAGCAGUAAAGCACGAGAUGUACCUGAACAUUCGAUACCGCGGCAGUGAUACAACCCUCAUGAUCUUGGAGCCGGCCGAUGGUGACUGGAAGAAAGAGUUCGUUGCUGAACACCUGCGAGAGUUUGCGUUCGUGCUACCAGAAGACCGAGAAAUCAUCGUUGAUGAUAUCCGCGUCAGGGGAAUCGGCAUCAGCUCAGAGAACACGAAAGAUAAUGACGCGCUCGAAAGUGAACUUCGAGAGGACAAUUUUGAGAUCAUCUCUAACGAAAAGAGCUCGGCCGAAACACGGUCCGUCUACUUCAAGAAUGGUGGUAUGCACCAAGCAAGUGUACUCGUCCUUCAGAACCUCGCCCGCGGCAGCAUCGUCACCGGGCCGGCCGUCAUCAUCGACAGCACGCAGACAAUCGUGGUAGCCCCCGGAAGCAAAGCCAGAGUGCUCUCGAACCACAUCGUCAUUGAUGUCAAGUCCCAGACAGUUGGUCGGGUCGAUAAUGCGUCUGCUGUCGACCCCGUGCAACUCUCUCUCUUCGGACAUCGAUUCAUGAGCAUCGCCGAACAGAUGGGUCGGGCGCUGCAGAAGACAUGCGUGUCACUGAACAUCAAAGAGAGACUCGAUUUUGCCUGCGCCAUUUUCGGUCCCAACGGCGAUUUGGUUGCGAAUGCCCCUCACGUGCCUGUCUUCCUUGGGAGCAUGAGCUAUGCCGUCAAGGGCCAGAUCGAUUUGCUUGGUGACCAGAUGCGCCCAGGAGACGUAUACGUAACAAACCAUCCAGUCCAUGGUGGGACCCAUCUUCCCGAUCUCACUGUUGUGACGCCCGUCUUUGACAACGCUGGCAAAAACAUCGUCUUCUUCCUGGCCUCGCGUGGCCAUCACACCGACAUUGGAGGCUCCGAAGGGACGUCUAUGCCUCCGAACUCGACAGAGCUAUGGCAAGAAGGUGUCGCAAUCAAAACCUUCACCAUGAUUCGCAACGGCAAAUUCGACACUGAAGGCAUCGCCAAAAUCUUUGCCGAACCGGGCGAGAGGGUGGGAUGCAACAGCACGCAACGACUAAGCGACAACAUCACGGAUCUCCAGUCAUUUGCUGCAGCGAACAACAAGGGUGCGAAGCUUCUCAACAAGCUGAUUGAUCACUAUGGCCAGACUACGGUGCAUUUCUACAUGGACGCUGUGCAGGCCAACGCCGAGCUUGCUGUGCGGAAGUUCCUCAAGGACGUCCGAGGGAAGAGCCCCGAUGGCAUACUCCAGGCCAUUGGUUAUAUGGACAACAGCUCCCGCAUCCAUCUACAGGUUCGUAUCCGAGAAGACGGGAGUGCUACGUUUGACUUCACCGGCACGACGGUAGAGCUGUACGGUAAUAUGAAUGCCCCCAAAGCACUUACGUAUUCCGGCAUCAUCUUUUGUCUCCGGGCCAUGAUUGGCGUGGACAUUCCCCUGAACCAGGGCUGUCUAUCUCCGAUCGACGUCAUCCUUCCCAAAGGAUGUUUCUUGAACCCGUCUGAUGCAGCAGCCGUCUGUGCUGGAAACACCCACACCUCGCAGCGUGUCUGUGACACGAUUCUCCAAGCAUUCGAGGCAGCAGCAGCAUCACAAGGAUGUAUGAACUGUGUCGGCUUCUUCGGCGGAGAGUCUCUCGACGAGAGCGGCCGCACCAAGGGCUUCGCCUUCUCGUUCGGCGAGACCAUCUGUGGCGGCUCAGGCGCUGGGCCAACCUGGCACGGCGCCCAUGCCGUCCACACGCACAUGACAAAUACGCGCAUCACAGACGUCGAGCUGAUGGAAAAGCGGUAUCCAGUGCUCAUGCGCGAGUUCAGCAUCCGCCGUGGGAGCGGUGGCAAGGGCGCCUUCAACGGCGGGGACGGGUGUCGAAGAGUCUACGAAGCCCUUGCGCCGCUGAGCUUCAGCGUCAUCACCGAGAGGAGAACUACGCGGCCGUACGGGAUGCGGGGCGGUGAAGAAGGGUCGUAUGGGUCGAACACGUGGAACAGGAGACAACCUGAUGGCUCGAUGAGAGGUGUGAAUCUGGGCCAGAAGAAUAUGGUGAGGAUGAGUCCCGGCGAUCAACUCGUCAUGGUCACGCCGUCUGGUGGUGGCUACGGUACGCCUGCGAAGGAGUCGCAGAAUGGAGUGAACGGGGAACACACGAACGGGGAAGUGAAGAAGGCAUUCUUGCCAAGAGCCACAGGAAGUUUGGCGAUUUGGGAAGCAGGCCAAGCCGACUUUUAG
This is a messenger RNA of Ilyonectria robusta, 3942 nucleotides long. RefSeq names its product Hydantoinase B/oxoprolinase-domain-containing protein. The transcript has 6 exons. Gene Ontology annotation, cellular component: cytosol. The record is from RefSeq and is a predicted model, not a curated record. The coding region runs from base 1 to 3942 and encodes 1313 amino acids. Gene Ontology annotation, molecular function: 5-oxoprolinase (ATP-hydrolyzing) activity. Lineage: Eukaryota; Fungi; Ascomycota; Sordariomycetes; Hypocreales; Nectriaceae. Gene Ontology annotation, biological process: glutathione metabolic process.